AUGAGUUUUUCAGAUUCAAGCGAUGAUUUAGAAUUGAUGGAAUUAAGCGAUGAACCUGCCACAACGCCUAUAAAGGCCAAAAGUAAGAGAAAGAGAAAAAUUCCGAGUUCUCUUGCGGACAUUUACGACACUAACAUGGAAGAGGAUAGAGACGAAAAGAAGGCAAAAAAAGGUGACAAAAAUUAACAUCUGCUCUAUUGAUUAUUGAAAGACUACUGUAUUAUUAUUUUGAAUUUAAUAAAUGUUCUGCUAUACAUUUAAUUUAGGUUGGUGCAUUAUAGAAUGGGAUGGGGAAGAUACAUACGACCCAGUUCUAUGCAAGGACAUAUUUCCUGCUGAUGAACUGCCGAUGACAUCCAUCGCAUUUUGUCCGGGGGAAAUUGUUUCUGCACUUUGCCAGGGAAAGCGGUAUAAAGGUAGAAUUGCUGCUUUUGCAGGUAAAAAUUAUAAUAUAAUAAAAAUAGUACACUAAAACAUAUGCUGUAUACUAUAUAUUUUUUAAAUUUAUGCCUUUUUCCAUCUGUGUCGGCAUCAGCCUCGGGGCAACUUGUACGGUGGCGCUGCUACUGCCAAUUGUAAAAGGCCACGUCUCAGCCGGUACCUUUUUAGACUACAAUCUAUAUGUCCCUACUGAUUACUGAAUCUUGCAUAUAGAGUUUUUGUUUUUAAAUAAUUUUAAUGUUUCUUUUCCCACUUCUGUUGAAUCAGUGUUGAUAUCGGCCGCUGUGGCUGUGGGUGGAUACGUGGCGCUGCCACUGGUAAAAAGAAAUCGACCCUACCGCCCGGCAUUUUACUUUUCUUGUUUUAAUCUAUCUAUAAUUUUUAAAUAAUUUAUGCCUUUUCCCCCACUUAUGCCGGCAUAUGCUUUGUGUCGCUGUGGCGCAGCACUGUUUCAGUUGUAGGCCUGGUCAAUUAUUUUUUAACCAAUUUAGCUCUGUGAAUCCUAUGUCCAUGCCUAGCGGACGGCCAUGUACAUAUGUUGUAAGCCAAGCCUAAUUAUUUAAGGCUUAAGAUGCCUUAUAGUUAUACUUACGUAUUUAUGAGUUAUGAUUGAGUUUACAUACUAAUAUAUUUUCAUACUUUAAUUCAGUAUUAUAAAUAAGCCUGAUGUCAAUGACAAUGGUUUUCGUUUCAGUUUUGUUUUAUAGCUGUGCCAUGAUUAGGUUUGCCGGAGUAAAUAAUCAUAAUUCAUAAAGAAAUAAAAUUGAAGUCGCCCGGGGUCAGGGGCAGGGAAGCCAAACUCUGCUAAUUUUUGCGACAUGGUACUCGGCUUUAAUAUCAUAUUGUUAUUAAAACUGUUGAACUAGAACAGUAUUCAAUAGAUAAUAGAAAAUUGUGCUAAAUUGUUUCCUCAGUUUUUAUACUGUUUGUAGGUGGUAUUUUGCAAAAUAAAUUUCCAAAUUUAUGCUGUUAUACAAAUUUAUGUUUUUACAAGUUAUUUUUGUUGUAACAUUAUAUGUAUCAAGCAAGUUGUUUACGACAUACUAGCCAUAUAAUUUUUUUAAACAACGUGUAUUUUUUACCUAAAACUUUUUAGACACCAAAGCUGGCGCCGAGAAAACGUAUUUAAGCAUUAUCCGCGCUAAAUUAAGGAAUCAGAAUGUUAAUAUGCCCAAAAUGUCUGUCAACAUCAAAGGCGCCGCUGAGCCUGCAGAGGUCAAGCUUAAGAACAAAGUCCAACACAAGGUCAAGGACAAAGUCAAACUCAAGGGCAAGUCAGCAGUCUCCAAAUCAGCAGUCUCCAAGUCAGCAGUGCAACCUAUGCCUAUGGUGCAACAUCAGCAAAUUCAACGGGACAGUACCCCAAACUUUUUAAUGGCAUCCAGUCUUGCCAAUAAAAAGGAAAAAUGUUGUGAGGUAUUGUACUAUUGA
Paramuricea clavata is the source of this 1872-nucleotide messenger RNA. Lineage: Eukaryota; Metazoa; Cnidaria; Anthozoa; Malacalcyonacea; Plexauridae. The record is from the annotation of a GenBank genome assembly.